Messenger RNA from Calidris pugnax (ruff), 5795 nucleotides. It is a transcript of the gene STK10, whose product is annotated as serine/threonine kinase 10. Gene Ontology annotation, molecular function: protein serine/threonine kinase activity; ATP binding. Lineage: Eukaryota; Metazoa; Chordata; Aves; Charadriiformes; Scolopacidae. The transcript has 22 exons. Gene Ontology annotation, biological process: protein phosphorylation. Bases 1 to 3072 code for a protein of 1023 amino acids. The record is from RefSeq and is a predicted model, not a curated record.
AUGACGUCCCCUUGGUUUUCUAAACUGGCCGUGCCUUCGGCAGCAGACCUGCCCAAGGAAGGACUGAACAAUCCAGCCUUCCGGAGUAAUCCUGCUCACCUCCUCUUCCCCAGUACUCCCAGCAUGUUUGACAGCAGCAUGAUGUCCAGCACUGGUCUUGCUCCAGAGGGCUCCAGCAAGAUCCUUUGCUUUGCUAAGAAUAAGGAAACGGGCGCUUUAGCGGCUGCCAAAGUCAUCGAAACAAAGAGCGAAGAUGAACUGGAGGAUUACAUGGUGGAGAUUGAAAUACUGGCGACCUGCGAUCACCGGCACAUCGUCAAGCUGCUGGGAGCGUUUUAUUGGGAUGGCAAGCUGUGGAUCAUGAUUGAGUUCUGCCCAGGCGGGGCGGUGGAUGCCACCAUGCUGGAGCUGGACCGGGGCCUGACCGAACCCCAGAUUCAAGUGAUUUGCCGCCAGAUGUUGGAAGCCCUCCAUUACCUCCACAGCAAAAAGAUCAUCCACCGGGACCUGAAGGCAGGCAACGUGCUCCUCACCCAGGAUGGAGACAUCAAGCUCGCUGACUUUGGAGUGUCUGCCAAAAACAUGAAAACCUUGCAAAAGCGAGACUCCUUCAUUGGGACCCCUUACUGGAUGGCCCCCGAGGUGGUGAUGUGCGAGACCAUGAAGGACACUCCGUAUGACUACAAGGCGGACAUCUGGUCCCUGGGAAUCACGCUGAUUGAAAUGGCCCAGAUCGAGCCACCCCAUCACGAGCUCAACCCCAUGAGAGUCCUGCUGAAGAUUGCCAAGUCCGACCCCCCCACGCUCAGCUGCCCUUCCAAAUGGUCCAUGGAGUUCAGAGACUUCCUGAAGACGGCGCUGGACAAGAACCCGGAGACCCGGCCCAGUGCUGCCCAGCUGCUGGAGCAUCCCUUCGUCAGCAAGGUGACCAGCAACCGGGCCCUACGCGAGCUGGUGGCCGAGGCCAAGGCUGAGGUGAUGGAAGAGAUCGAGGACAGUAGGGAUGAAGCAGAAGACGAUGACUCCUCAGAGUCUGUCUCGCCCCCUGGGAAGCACAAGCGGGACCCUUCUGAGGCAAGUCAGAUGAGUUUUGAUGGAGAGAAGCCUCCGGACUCUUCCUUGCCCAAGGCAGUGAAUGGGCCUGUGGGGACUGGCAAAGAGACCACAGAUGGACAAAGUGAUAAAGUCUCAGAUGAAGGGAUAAGCAGUGACAAUGACAAAUUGGAGAGCAACCAUUCUACAAAGACCCUUUCCAGCUCGACCACCUCGGCCACCCAGGGCAAGCCAGACAUCAUCUCGCAGCCUGGACAGCUGGCUAACUCAGCGGAGGGUGACAAGCAGCCUGGGCCAGGCAGCAAGGAGCGGAAGAGCAUCGGGGAACGACCAGAGAGCAGCCACCUGGAGAACUUCACGAAUGAGAAGCUUGCCAAUGGGAGCUUGGAGCCCCCAGCACCGUUCUCUGGCAGCCGGUCCAAAGGGGAUUCGGAUUCUGGCAGCACUUCAGCCUCUGAAAGCAUGGACCUCACCAUCUCCCUGUCUGCUGACCUGUCCCUCAACAGAGAAAGUGGCUCCAUCUCCCUGAAGGACUCAAGGAUGCACAAGAAGACACUGAAACGCACCCGCAAGUUUGUGGUGGAUGGAGUAGAGGUGAGCGUCACCACCUCAAAGAUCAUCAGCGAGGAUGAGAAGAAGGACGAAGAGAUGAGAUUUCUCAGUCAGGACUCAAGGAUGCACAAGAAGACACUGAAACGCACCCGCAAGUUUGUGGUGGAUGGAGUAGAGGUGAGCGUCACCACCUCAAAGAUCAUCAGCGAGGAUGAGAAGAAGGACGAAGAGAUGAGAUUUCUCAGGCGGCAGGAGCUGCGGGAGCUGCGUCUCCUUCAGAAGGAGGAGCACCGCAACCAGGCCCAGCUCAACAGCAAGCACCAGCUGCAGCUGGAGCAGAUGCUCCGGCGCUUCGAGCAAGAAAUGACGACAAAGAAGAAGUUCUAUGACACCGAACUGGAAAACCUCGAAAAGCAGCAGAAGCAGCAGAUUGAGAAGAUGGAACAAGAUCACUCGCUGCGCCGGCGGGAGGAGGCCAAGCGCAUUCGCCUGGAGCAGGAGCGGGACCACGUCAAAUUCCUGGAGCAGCUGAAGCAGAUGAAGAAGGAGGUCAAGAACGAGGUUGAGAAGCUACCACGGCAACAGCGCAAAGGGAACAUGAAGGUGAAGAUGGAUGACUUUGCCCAGAAAAAACAAACCAUGGAACAGGAGUUUUUGGCCAAGCAGAAGGAGGACCUGGAACUAGCCAUGAAGAAUAUAACCGCCCAGAAUAAAAAAGAGAUCUGCGACAAGGAGCGCGAGUGCUUGAACAAAAAGCAGCAGCUCAUGAGAGACCGGGAGGCCUGCAUCUGGGAUCUCGAAGAGCGUCAGCAACAGGAGAAACACCAGCUUGUCAAGCAGCAGCUGAAGGACCAGUAUUUCCUCCAGAGGCACGAGUUGCUCCGGAAGCAUGAGAAGGAAAGGGAGCAAAUGCAGCGAUACAACCAGCGCAUGUUGGAGCAGCUGAAAAUUCGGCAGCAGCAGGAGAAAGCCCGGCUCCCCAAAAUCCAGCGGAGCGAAGGGAAGACACGCAUGGCCAUGUACAAGAAGAGCCUUCACAUCCACUCCAGCGGGAGCGCAUCUGAGCAGCGGGAGAAGAUCAAACAGUUUGCUCAGCAGGAAGAGAAGAGGCAAAAAGCAGAGCGGCUGCACCAGCAGCAGAAGCACGAGACGCAGAUGAAGGACAUGCUGGCCCAGUGUGAGAGCAACACGAAUGAGCUCCAGCAGCUGCAGAAUGAAAAGUGUCACCUCUUGAUUGAGCACGAAACCCAGAAGCUUAAGUCCCUGGAUGAGAACCACAACCAGCACAUGAAGGAGUGGCGGGACAAGCUGAGGCCACGGAAGAAGGCUCUGGAGGAUGAGCUGAACCAGAAGAAGCGUGAGCAGGAGAUGUUCUUCAAACUCAGCGAGGAGGCAGAUGGACAGACGCCAGCAUCCCCAACCAAACAUGCCAAGUUCGUCCCCUUCAGCUCUGCAGAGAGCUCCUAACGCCCUGCAGCUGGCAGGCCACCAGCUGGUACUUCUUGUGUCCUCCUGGGCUGCAGGUGGGCAACUUUGGACUUGGGAAGACCCUCUCAGCAGCCUCUUCUCACACCACCACCCUCUUGUCCCUUCACUGUCUGAGAUAAACACGGCCUCUGUCCCACACUGGGGGAUGCUGACUGGAAGUUUGGUGGCUUUUCCAGGAGCUGGCCUGCUCAGCACAGCUCCAGGCUGGGAAGCCGGGCAGGACUCUUUCUGCAGUCGUAUUUGCACUGUUAGCUGGAUGCGUGGCCUUCACGUGAGCCUGGUGCUCACCGGGCUUGUCAGCUCAGACUGAAGCAAUAACCGCUCUGAACAGGAGAAACAGGCUCCUGCCCUCUGCAGAGCUUAUCACUGUGGCUGCUCCUCCUCCUGGUCCUCUGUAAGGACUUGUCUGGGGCAGGGCAGCUUUGGUGUGGUCUUAGGCUAACCUUGGCCUUGUGGCCCACCAACACUUGCCUUAGAUUUAUUUCUGUCUACUGUGGUCCUUUUUUUGCUCAAGGGAGAGACAGUGAUUUGGAUUUUUUUUUUGCCUUUGAGGAGAGAGGGUUGGGGUUUUUUUUCUUUCCUCUUCCUCCUCGUACAGACUAUGCAGAAAGGGGAGUGCCUGGAUGUCCUUCCAAAGAUGCUUCUGCUUCUUCAUUUGCUGUGAUUACUGGCACCACAGUCCCUCUGGCACUUACCUAACACUGUCUUACUGGAGAACGGACUAUGGCAUAAUUCAACUGUUCAGCUGGCUGCAGGCUUUUGUUUCUUAAAGAAGUGUAUGUGUACAUGCAGAGAGGGAGGUUUGUAACGGCGCUCAGUCCUGCAGUGAGGUUUGGUCACAAUCAUGUGCCUUCUGGUCAGGACAAGUGAGGGGCAGAAGGGUGCUAUUGCCAGAGCUCUCAUGAUCCCACAUGUGUUUGAGAUUUAUUUUUUUUUAAGUGCUAUAUAUGUGUUGGCCGUGUGGGUCAGCCAGCCUGGCCACUCAUGGCUAUGGGCUGCCAAGCAUCAUUUGGAAGGAAUACAGGAGUCUUGAAACAAGGAAUGCAAGGGAAGAGGAGAUGCAAAGACAGGUCAUGGUGGCUUGUUACUCUCAACGUUGCUUUCUCCACUGAUGUCUCGUCUCCUUAUGAUGUGCCACGGUUUCUUGGAUGAUUCUCCUGGCACUCAGCUUGGAGUCACGCUGCAGAGCGGCAGAGCAGCGGCAGGUCCAGCCUCUGUCCUUUCUGCUCCGUGGUAGUGUGUCUCCAUUGGGCUGCUUUCCUCUGCCUACACACAGCUGCACUUGGCUGAGCUGCUGGGUAGGACCCAGAGCACUGACCUGGUGGGGGGACAGAGACCUCACUGGGCAGCAGCACCUUCUUAGCACAACCAAAAGGUGAAAGGUAGCACUUAAGUUUUCCUCUCUGUUGAUCUCUGGACAAGGUUGUUUGGUGUAGGCCUGCUUCCCUAGCAAGAAAAAGAUGUCUCUGCUUAUAAAAAAAGUUAAAGUCUCGUGUUGAUUUAGAGACAUACUGGCAGUUCAGGGAAAGGUGGUAUGUGAUGUGCUACUUCUAGGUACCUAGGUGAAGGAGCCAGGCCCCAGGUCUUUAACAGUUCUUUCAUCUGAGGAGUGCAUUUACAUUUACUACCCAUUUAGAGUUCAUAAUACAUAUUUAUAAGCUUCCUGCAAACUAGCAAGACUACAUCUAUUUGGGCUAUUCUGAAUCCACACCACUGAUGUCUUUAAUAAAGAAUAUAGCCUAGGUGGAGAUCUUAAGGGCUGGCACCCUUUGUAAGCAGACUGCACAGCAGUUUUUCAGUAACUAGGCUGUCCUCCUGGGAAGACCAUCCAUCCCAUCUCCAAAAGUACUCACUGUGCCUUUCAGAUGUGAUAGCACCAGGAUGGGAGCUGAUGUAAAAGGAAUGAAUGCAGGGGGUUGGUUGCUUCUGAGCAAUGUGCUGGUUUGGGCCUUUUAAUUGCAUUAGCAAUGUGUGCUGGCAGCCCCAGCGGUUCCGUUUCAGGUCUCAUUGGGGUCAGGCUGGACAUAUUCUAUGAAAUGGCUGUUGUCACAGAAAUCAGUAUCCGGUGCCUGUCCUUCAUCUUUUACAUGUGACUUGGAGAAGGAUGUCCUGCAGCACACUGUUUUCAUAACGCAUCUUCUCCAGCUGAAGGGCAUUGCUGCCUCUGCCUGCCUUCCUCACCAGCCCAGGGAGCAUCAGCUCUCUCUGGAUACUGUGCAGCCAUGAGGAAGGAGACUAUUUCUGGGGGCUUUUAAAGAGCUGAUGUGAUGCCCAAAUGAUAAAUCGGUUGUCCUUUUCUCACGUCCAGCUUAUUUGCAGCCUGGAGCUAGCAACACAGUUUUGCAUUUGCUAAUAGAGAGCAGGAAUGGUUGUGUCCCUUGCCCUGUCCCUAUUCUCUGUUCCCUCUCCGGGUGUGCCGGGGCUCUAGUACCAUGUCCCCAUCCUAGAAGAGGGCAGGGGAGCACAUCUUCUGAUUGUUAUGUUUACAGGGUGGUUAUAUUUUUUUCCCCCUUUCAAAAGAGGAUGUUUUUGUUGUUUCCUGUUCAGAAGGAACCAUGAUUAAACCAGCUUGGUUUUGAGGGGGAUGGGAUGCCAAUUUUUAAAAUGUGGCUUUGAAUAAAAAGGGUUUUUUAAAAUAUUUUGUAAAAUGUCUUCAGUGGGGUCAUCACUAUGAUGUAAAGACCCUCCUAAUAAAGUAACAG